AAACUUCGCUGGGGGUUGGAGAAGUUGUUCUUGAAGCCAUCAGCCUAAAGUGAGGUAGACAGGCGAUCUGUGCCACCUUCCACCUGGCUACAUACAUUUAACCCCUGAGUCCCACUGCUCACCUCGCUCAUCUGUGACAUCCACUCAGGUAGGUGACCCCUCGGCUCUUUGUCUCCUGUUGGUCUUAUUCUUCAGCGGAUACCAGACUAUGAUCCAGUUGAUCUAGUAAAGAAUAUCUGUCUUAUGAAAACAUAAUUAUGUUCUAUAAUUAUGUUGUAUUUAUCUUUCACUCGUGAGCUUUCACCUCCGGCCAUUUAUCGUUUGAUUGACUGUGACUUGUGGAGCUAUGAGAGGUGAGGACUUGGGUGGAGGGUGACAGAGAUUAUGUUAACCUUUUCAAUGAAAUAGAUUAUAGAGUUUUCUUGAACUUAAGUGUUUUAUUUCGAUUUUCUCCUCCAAUAUAUUACCAUGGGUCUGUGUGACUGAGUGAUACAAUUAAUUAGAAUCAAUUAUCAUGCUUUCAGGUAACUCUGGGUUCAAUUAAUUUAAAUUAAAUUAAAUCCUAUUUAUGUUAUAUGUAUAAAUUGUACUAAAUGCUGACCCAUUAAUCUUUCAGUUAGGAUAAAUACACGUUAAACCUCGAGUUAAUUUACAAUGUGAAGCUUAUUUCUGAAAAGCUGUUUACUUUAAAAUGAUAAAAUAUAUUGUGAUAAUAUUAUUGUGAUUAUAGAUGAUUGUUUCAAUUUUUGAAUUUCUCAGUACAAUCUUAUUUGAUCGGCUCUCCAUAACAUGCUGUCUCUCUGAAUCUGCUGUUUCUAUAUUUGUCACAUUUCUAGUCUAACAGAUUUCUAAUAAUCAGAUGAGAUUAUGGUCAUGUUGUUUCAGCAGAGCUAUAUAUAUUUAGCAUUAUAAUAAUGCUGUCUAUCUGAUUUUCUCAGACUUUAUCAGACACUAUCAGCCUCUUGUCUUUCCUCUCCUCCUUCCUCUAAAGAUAUGCAGCAAGAGUGGCCUUGUCUGCUUUUGUAAUUCUCAUAAUAUUGCUGUUGGCAUUCUGCACUUUCAUUAUUUAUUUCAGUCUUGUCAGUUUUUUUAAAUCAGUCAUUUUUAAUAUUUUUAAAGGGCAGCAAAUGGGCUUUUCAUCUCAAGGACUAAAACGUGUAUCAUAACAUUUGUUUAGUUAUUACAUCCCUCACACACUGAGAAGGCUGGUGUGAAAUGUCACACAAUCUUCGAAACAGUGUGUUAGAGGUUGCUGCUAAUACUUUCACUUAGAAAAAAAACUUUUUGUGUUGUUUUGAGUGCUGUUUGUCCACCCUGUAUAGGGCGUCCCUGAGGGCAUAUCUUUUGCAUUCUUCUAACUGGCACACCUAUUGUAGAAAGGCCACUGAGUAACCGUUUGGUCACUGGCUGCAUCACUACAUUAAUAGACUCAGUUAUUUUUAGUGUUUACUUUCAGCCACAGUCAAAUGAGGAUCCUAGAAAAGGAAGUUUGAAGAAGCCUACUGUCGAGAGAUCGUGUCCCUGAUAACUUCAAGUUACAUUGGUUGUUAUGAAGUGAAGUGUGGUGGUGAUAAUGUAUCUGCUUCAAUCAAAGUGACAGUAAAUCAGACACAGUUAAUUGUGGCAUAUAUUUCAAUUCAAAAUACAAAAUCUGAUUUCAGCUUUUAGUUUUUUUAGAAUAAUGCUGACAGGAUGCAUUUGGCAGAAAUCUCAAUUUCUCACACCCCUAGUGCUAUAGGUUGAGGUUUCAUCUGUCAGAAUGGAGGAUUCGUCAGAGCAGUCCCACUGGGUGUCUCCAGCUCUGCUCAGCUCAGAUCCCCUGGCUGGUUUCUCCACUGAGCCCGGCCUUCUUCCUCCAGGAGAAGAAGGAGAGGCCUUUUUCUCAAGCCAGGACACAGACUACACCAGCCUGCCCUCUUUCUUCUCCAACCCGAGCUACAGCCGAGCGCCACCCACCUACAGACACAGCUCAGUUCGACAGGUGUUCACCUCACCGAGCCUCCUCAGCAACCUGCAGCUGCUAGACGGGCCAGGAAACCACUCCCUGAGCUCACCCUACAACCCCCCGGCCUCCACCUGGAGCAGCAGCCCCCUCAACAAGACCCCGCUGCACUCACACACCCCAACCUCCCUCUACACCCCCUGCGUCACUUCCUCCUUCACCACCUCCAGAGACGGAUACUUUUCUCCGAGCAGAGAGGGCAGGGAGAGCCCCCGGCUUCAGGAGGCCCUGAAGGCCGAGCGCCUGAGCCCGUUGGGGGGGUCGGGGGCCAGCAGCAGUUUUCUGAAUCUGACUCCUGCUGCUGGUAGUGUGUACACUCCGUCAUCCCACUCCCACCCACACAUGCUGAGCCCCUACAGCACGUACAUGACAGGUCCACAAGAGUACAACUCUGCUGCCCUGUACUCCAGCCCUGGAGCAUGGAUCAGCCCCUCAUACUCCCCUAAACUUCGCAAUAAGAUGAGAAUAUCCACUCCAGAGGCCAGAGAGUGUGUUAACUGUGGAGCCACAGCUACCCCUCUGUGGCGUCGGGAUGGUACGGGCCACUACCUGUGUAACGCCUGUGGACUGUACCACAAGAUGAACGGCCAAAACAGACCACUAAUCCGACCCAAGAAGAGACUGAUUGUCAGCAAGCGGGCAGGUACACUGUGUGCCAACUGUCACACAAGCACAACGACACUGUGGAGGCGCAAUGCCAACGGAGAGCCUGUGUGUAAUGCUUGUGGACUCUACUUUAAACUGCACAAUGUCAACCGGCCCCUCGCCAUGAAGAAGGAAGGCAUUCAAACGCGCAACAGAAAAGUGUCCAACAAGAACAAGAAGAGCAAGAAGGCCGCCAUGUUCGAGUCGUACUCGGAUGUGACUCAGCAUCCUUCCGGGGACGACAAUUGCGGGUCAUUUUCCCUCGGCCCCGGGACUCUCCUCACCUACAGCAACACACCGCACCUGCAUCCCUCCGCCUCUUUACAAUACACACACCACCUCAACAAUGGCAUGAUGCCCACACUGGUGUGAAAUAACAAUAAAUGGACACCUGAAAGCUGGGUAUAUUCAGGAAUCAGUACGCUUGCUUGCCAGUUAUGUGUGUGAAUUUGUACAUAUAUGUGUUUCUACGUUGGAUGACUGGAGUUUUCUAUUCAUUGUCACUGUAUUUUAGUAGAUAUUAUCUUGAUCAAGUUUGUUUGCAGUCAGAUAAAAUCACUCUAGUGAGAUUGCUGCACAUGUAAACACACUGAUAAGGGGAUUUUUUCAGCUGUAAAUACACUGACUGUCCAAGUCUUAAUCCCUCGUCUAUUAUUCAUAAUGUGAAAUCAUACUUUGGUUUUGUGUUACACAAGUCUCUUUUGUAUUUGCAAAAUUGAUAUUAUAUUGAAACUCUACAGAGGAAAUAAUAAAAUGUGUGACUUAUUCUGUUGGA
This is a messenger RNA of Sander lucioperca (pikeperch), 3422 nucleotides long. RefSeq names its product GATA binding protein 1a (gene gata1a). Bases 1760 to 3019 code for a protein of 419 amino acids. NCBI's taxonomy places the organism in Eukaryota, Metazoa, Chordata, Actinopteri, Perciformes, Percidae. Gene Ontology annotation, cellular component: nucleus. The record is from RefSeq and is a predicted model, not a curated record. Gene Ontology annotation, biological process: negative regulation of transcription by RNA polymerase II; cell fate commitment; positive regulation of transcription by RNA polymerase II. Gene Ontology annotation, molecular function: DNA-binding transcription factor activity, RNA polymerase II-specific; zinc ion binding; RNA polymerase II cis-regulatory region sequence-specific DNA binding. The transcript is spliced from 5 exons.